AUGGAAGCAAAGCAACAUAAGCAGGGAGAUAUGUUUCAAGACGGCCCGAACACACAUAACGUCGACCCCGCAUUAGAGGGCUUUCCAACGCUGGCACGCUGGUAUAUCGACGUUCGAGAAUGGGAGGCCAAUGGCCUAGAUCUCCCUCUGUUAGAGUCAUUACGACCAGCCGAGCAGCAAGCCGUGAAGCGAUAUCACUUCGCCGCAGACCGGCGCAUGUCAUUAGCAUCUAAUCUGCUAAAAUACUUCUACGUACAUCACGCAUGCGGCGUACCAUGGAAAGACAUAACCAUCAGCCGAACAGAGAUGCCGCAAAACCGACCAUACUACGCAUCCAAAACAUCCACCAAAGUCGAGUUCAACGUCAGCCACCAAGCGUCGCUGAUAAUACUAGCCGGAACGAUCGCGCCGUCAAAAGAACUCCUCCAAAAACAGUCCACCAAAACUACUACUAUUAGUAGUACUAGUACUACUCCCAUUCCACACAAGGGCGAGGAUUUUCCCCAACUGGGCAUCGACAUAACAUGCAUCAACGAGCGCCGCAGCAAAAACCCAACCACACUCCACGAAUUCACCGAAUUCGUCUCAAUAUUCAGCGAAGUCUUCUCACCAACUGAACUAUCAACAAUGACGAGUCCCAAACAAGUUCUCCGCCAAGCCAGAAGCCUAGGCUACGCAAACAGGGUCGUCCCUGAUCGAAUUAAUCCCGACGGCUCGGAAUUCCACAGCACCGAGUCGAUAAUCUCCUUCGGUCUCAGACUCUUCUACUCAUACUGGGCAUUGAAAGAAGCAUACCUCAAAAUGACCGGCGAAGCCCUCCUCGCCCCGUGGGUCAAAACGCUGGAAUUCAAAAAUGUCUUCCCGCCUGAACCUAUCUCUUCCGUCGCAAAUGUAAAUGCGAACGCAAACCUGGAUUUGAACCAGUGGGGUCCGAUAUACCCACACGUCGUGGUGACACGAGACGGCGCUGAACUUGGAAAUGUCCGUCUACAACUUCAAGCCUUUGAAACGGAUUUCAUCAUCGCGACUGCGGCACUUGGUCCGCCGGUUGGUCCUAUCCCGGCCUCUUCGCAGAACGGGGCCUUGCGCCAUUUACGGGGUUUCAAUGGUACUGAUGGAAGUGGAGCUCAGGGCGGACUUGAAGAUAUCGCUCUUUCUAGUAAGAGGGUUGUUGGUGAUUUGGAUCCUUGGUCGGGUGGGUUGAGAGUUAUUACGGACCCUUGGCUUCCUGCGCAGGAGGUUGAUGUUGAGGUGGAUAUGAGAGCUUGUGCGGAGGGACGUUGUGUGCAUGGUUCUGGUUCUGUUAGCGGGCAAUGA
Messenger RNA from Penicillium manginii, 1317 nucleotides. Its product is annotated as 4'-phosphopantetheinyl transferase family protein. The record is from RefSeq and is a predicted model, not a curated record. NCBI's taxonomy places the organism in Eukaryota, Fungi, Ascomycota, Eurotiomycetes, Eurotiales, Aspergillaceae. Gene Ontology annotation, cellular component: cytosol. The transcript has a single exon. The coding region runs from base 1 to 1317 and encodes 438 amino acids. Gene Ontology annotation, molecular function: holo-[acyl-carrier-protein] synthase activity; magnesium ion binding.